UCCGAUGAUUAAACAGUUGAAAAAUUCCAAGAAAAAAGCAAUAUACUCCCGCAAAACACUAACUUAUGCUUGUUAGUACAAGACAAGAAGCAUGAAUAAUUAUGAACAGUUUGGAAGUCAUGUUGAAUCAAAACCGCCUCCAGAACUUGCCGUUACAUCUGAGACUGCUGGGGGACAGGAUAAUUCGGGUGAUGUACAAAUAAGAAUGGAUAACAAUACAUCAAAUGAUGGUACUCUUCAAAUUUACAAAUCAGAUGCUAAAGAAGAUGUAGAAUAUGUUGAGGAUCCUGGAGCAAAAGAGAUUCCAAGAAGAGGAAUUGAGGGAUUGCAGUGGAUUGUAAAAAGCAUCCUGGAGCACAUAGUAUUUAGACUCAUUACUGUAGUGCUGAUUAUCAUGGACUUUAUUUUUGUCAUAGUGGAACUUGCAGACAAUGACUGUUCAAAAAACCGAGAAACAUUGGAACUUCUGUCACAUGUCUUGAUCAGUUAUUUCAUGCUAGAGGUUUUCUUUCGAAUUUUCUAUCAAGGGAAACAGUUGUUAACAGAAUGUCGAGUGUUGGAGAUGGUGGAUAUAGGUGUGGUCACUGUCUCUUUUAUUGUGGAUGUAACAUUUUUAAUUAUUGCAGAAGGGACUUCUUGUGCUAAUAAUUAUGCAAAGUUAUUGAUUAUUGGUCGUGUAGUAAGGAUAUUACGAAUCGCCAGGAUAAUAUUUUUAAUGGUUCAGCAAAAGAGGCACAUAGCUACAGCUUCUAGGAGAAUUGUUUCACAAAACAAACGGCGGUACCAGAGAGAUGGAUUUGAUCUUGAUCUUUGCUAUAUUACUGAGCGUGUGAUUGCUAUGUCCUUCCCAUCAAAGGGAAUGAUGGCCAUGUAUCGCAACAGUGUCAAUGAAGUGGCAAGAUUCUUUAAUACCAAACACAAGGGACACUACAGAAUUUACAAUCUAUGUAGUGAAAGGGAUUAUGAUGAAACCCUUUUUAAUAAUUGUGUGGAGAGAGUCUAUAUUGAUGACCACAAUGUCCCAAGGCUAAGGGAGAUGGUAUCUUUUUGUGCCAAUGUAGAAGAAUGGAUGGAACAAGAUAAACGGAAUGUUAUUGCAAUACACUGUAAAGGGGGCAAAGGACGAACAGGCACAAUGAUCUGUACAUGGCUUGUACACUGUGGGAUAUUUGAUGAAGCACAAGAGAGUUUAGACUACUUUGGAGACAGAAGAACAGAUCUCUCUGUUGGUAAAACUUUUCAGGGUGUGGAAACACCAAGUCAGAGCAGAUAUGUAGGAUAUUUUGAGAAAGUUAAAAAAGAAUUGGGGGGACAAGUGCCACCAGAGAAAAAGAAACGAAUUACAUCAGUCAAAAUAGAAGGAUUAGAAGGUGUUGGAAAUGGAGAUGGGAGUGACCUAUCCAUGGAAAUCAGAGUCGAUGGAUUACUGAUUUAUGAAUGCAGAUUUGGAGAUAAUAUGAAUUGCCAGGUGACAAAAUACACAGAUACACACAGUGUGGUGGCCAAUUUAGAGAACAGUCCUGUUAUUGUGGAUGAUGUGAAAAUUAGAUUUUUUUCCACAAGUAAAAACAUUCCCCAGGUGUAUGACCAUUGUGCCUUCUUCUUCUGGUUUCACACCUUCUUCAUUGAGGACAAUAGGCUCUGUCUAAGCAGGGAUGAAAUUGACAACCCUCACAAGAAAAAGGCAAAAGCUGUGUAUAAGGAGAACUUUGCUGUUGAACUUAAGUUUGAGGAUGUCAAAGAAUGACCAUGACAUGUUGGGACAUUUAAUCAGUUAAGGAAACCUGCUAAAUAAUAAGUUUGUAAUGAAAAAUAUGUGAGUAAGAUUUGAUGGACUUUUUUACAACGUACACUGACAAGAAAUGUCAACACUUUUGACAUUCAUCUUCUAAGUGCAGUUUUGUGUAGAUAAAACUUGGUUGUACUCGACUUUGUCAGCUGAUACACAGGUACUUUGUAGCUAGUUAUAUACUUUAAUGAUAUUAUUUAUAUUUAACUCAUUUUAAAGAUAGUUUAAAAUACUCGAAAAAGAUACUCUUUUCAAUGCAUAACACUGAAUUUGACUCAAAUGUAUCUUCCUGGACCAGUAUUAAACUGUGAUAUCAAAAUUCACCCAUCAUGCAUUAUUACACUUUCAACAUUGUAGCAGUAGCGUAAUGGGAAUGAAAUUUGAAUUUCAGAGCCUGAUUGUAUGGUGGUGAUUGUAAAACUGAGAGUAUGUUUAUCUUUGACAGAGAGAAUCCUGAUUCUAUCAGACCUUAUUUUCAUUAACUCCUGUAAUGAUAGAAUUUAACUGUUUUAUUUAAUCCAUAUGGAAGUCAUACAUGUAUGAUCCUCAGGUUCUGAAAAUCAUGCAUUGAGUAAUUGAAAAUGCUCACAAAAAUGGCUCUGAAUUCCCAAAGUAAUGCGAAUUUACCCACGGUAAUUGUUCAAACUUCAUCAUUAAAGUUAAUCAUGUUAUAUAGGAAAAAUGAGUAAAUCUUGACUAAAGGACUAUAUUCGGUAAUGACCAAUAUUUGCCCCCAAAAUCAAACUUUGACGGAGAAAUAUAUAAUUAUGUUCUAAAACAGGGGAAUAUCUGCAGACUUCAAAGAUGUGAAUAUUUUCAUAAGCCAUGACGCCAUAUGUUAGAUAUGACGUCAGAAAGAUGACGUAAAUUCAAAAUUUCAAUGAUUUAUACAGAAAAAGUGUAUAUUACGUCGAUAAUUUGAGUAAAAGUCACCGAGCGCAGGUCUGCUCCAACUCAAUAUUUUGAUAUAAUGUGUAGAAUGAUAAUAUCAAUGAAAUAUGUAAAUAUUGUUCUUGAGCAGGACUGCGCUCUGUAAAUUUUAUAGUAAAAAUUGAACAAAUUUUGUCCAUUUUUUCCUUUUUCUGAAAAAUAACACAAAAUCCAAAUAAUUUGUGACGUCAUAGAAGCAAAAGUUGCCAAUAAUCUACUUCGAAACUAUAAUAUUUUUUGUUAAUUUAGAUUUCUCUUACAAUAUAUACAAUUCAGCACAUUUCAAGAAAUUUUAAAAAUAUGACUUUUGUGGGGGCAAAAAUGUGCAUAUACCGCAUAUAGUUCUUUUCAGGAAAUGCAAAUAAAGACACCUACUAUGCAUUUUCUAAUUGGAAAUUGAUCAACAAAAACAUUUUAGGAUAAAAAAACUAUAGGUAUCUAGGCAUUUGAAGAAAGUUGCAUGAUUUUUGUACUUAAACAGUAUAUAUACUUUCAUUUCUUCUGUGUACUUCAAUUAUUUUAUAAUGCAUAGUUUAUAAAGUGUUUCCUAUCAUUGCAAAACACCAUAAAUCGUUUCUAAUUUCAUAUCAUGCUAAUUACGGUAGCAUUUGUAUCUAAGGCUAAAUUAAAGGAAAAGUCGAUUUCUUUAAAUCUGUCUUUAUAGGGUAAAAAUAUCAACGUUUUAAAAGACUGUUUCUAAAACUUUAAAGAACCUUGAAUCACACUGAGAUGCAUAAAAUGAAAAUUGUUGCAUGAAAAGAAUUCUUAUUUAAGCUUCAUUUUGAGACUUUUUGAAUUAAAUAAUAAAGAGUUAUCCUUCCUGGCUGAGGAUCGGAUAUCCUUAAAAUGUUUUCAUUAAUAUUCUAUCUUUUGGAUAAAAGUGAAAAAUGUAACUUUUUAUUGACAAGUGUUAUGAAGAAAAGGUCAUUCAAGGAACUAGAUAGGGCAUAAAAGUUUUUAAAGGUUUUCUUGCAAAAAGCAAUACUUGGGCAAAAUUUGUAUUGUAAAUUGAUACUAGUAAACAUGUAACUUAAACAUUAAUUCUACAAUGUACGUAUUAUGUAGUAGUCAUGUAUUAUGAUUAGUUUAUUUUAAUUGUUUUGUUUAUAUAAAAUUGUAGUGUCGUAUUUCUGAUAUUGUUACAUAUUGGAAAAAGUUAAUUGUGUGAUAUUUCCUGUUUAAUAUAUUAUGUAAGACAAGAUGGGAAGUAUAAUAUAAUAUAAUGAAGUACCCUUUGAUUAAAAAUAAAAAAAAAAACAUGAACAAGUCAUUUUUGGCUAUGCCAUCUUUCCAAAAAAGAGAUACCUAAAGUCAUUUUUUGCAUGUUCGUAGUUUUCUUAUUGUAUAGGUACAACAACACCUAUUGUUCAUGUAUUAUACAUGUAAUUACUAGUAUAUCAGAUGUUGAUGGUUAUAUUUAUAUGGAAAAACUUAUCAAUGGCAUUCUGAUAAAAGGAGAGAGUUGUGUUAGACAACAGAGGAUUUUGUUUGGAAUCUUAAGUUUUCUCUGUUAAGAAAUCAGCAUUUUUGAAGUUGAAUGCUUAACUCACCCAUUUAUUCCCUUGCUGCAUGUUUUGAAGUUGACAAAUUGUAGCAUUGUUUUUCUUUAUGAAGUAUUAACCUGUUUGUGAUUACUGGAAUAGUAAAUAAUAUGUAGUAAAGAAGCUUGGUUUUUAAUAAAGAGGCUUAUUUCAAUUUU
This is a messenger RNA of Saccostrea echinata, 4418 nucleotides long. RefSeq names its product phosphatidylinositol 3,4,5-trisphosphate 3-phosphatase TPTE2-like. The record is from RefSeq and is a predicted model, not a curated record. Bases 92 to 1747 code for a protein of 551 amino acids. Lineage: Eukaryota; Metazoa; Mollusca; Bivalvia; Ostreida; Ostreidae. The transcript has 15 exons. Gene Ontology annotation, cellular component: cytosol. Gene Ontology annotation, molecular function: protein tyrosine phosphatase activity; phosphatidylinositol-3,4,5-trisphosphate 3-phosphatase activity. Gene Ontology annotation, biological process: protein dephosphorylation.